AUGAGCCCAAGGAACGACUCCGGUUUCAAGGUCGAGCCUUUCGACGGCUCGAACCCUGGGUUGUGGAGUUACAAGAUGAAGAUGUACCUGAUGUCGAAGGGGCUGUGGGGCGCGAUCGCGGGCGAUGAGACAAUGAGUGAGACCCAGGAACAGCAAGCCCACGCCGCGAUCGUGCUUAAUCGGAGCGAUUCGCAGCUGAUGCAUGUCAUCGACUCUGCCACUGCAAAAGAAGUGUGGGGACAUUUGGCGUGGUUUUAUCAUAGUCAUGACAUGGCGAAUCGACAUUGGCUGAAAGAACUGUUGGCCUCGUUCAAAUAUGCAGCAUCAAGCAUGAGCGGUUAUGCGAUGGAGCUGGAGGACCUCGUGAAGCGCGCGAACUGCGGUCCAAGUGAAGAGGAAGUGUGCGCAGUACUGUUGCGGAGUCUACCUUCAAGCUUCGAGAGCUUGAAUGAGGCUGCACGGAUAGAGGAUGCAACGGCGCUCUACGCAGGCACGAGGAAGAGUAAGCAGUACCCGAAGAAGCAACAAGGACGGCGCGCGAAAGGACCAUCAGGGACCUGCUACAACUGUGGCAAGGUCGGGCACUACACCAGAGAUUGUCGCUCCGGUCGAGGGCCAAGGGAGCACCAGCAUGACCAGUCGAACGUCGCGUUCAAUGCCAGCGAAGGUUUCGUGAGCGACAGCUGGGUCAUGGACAGUGCGGCGUCAGCACACAUGUGCAAGGAUCGAGAUGCGUUCGAAGAUUACGAAGAAGUGCAUCAUGCGCGAAGUAUCUCAAGCGCAAAGAGCGACGUGAAGCUGAACGUCAUUGGACAUGGGAAAGUGAAGCUGCGCGUCUGGACAGGGCAUGCGUGGAUCGAAGCUCGCCUUGAGAACACACUUCACGUUCAAGAUUUGUCCAAGAACCUGUUUUCGCUCACCGCUGCGGCAGCGCGCAGCAUGACAGUGGAGAUAACGCGCAACGAGUGCAUGGUCAAGCGUGGCGGCACACCCGUCGCAACAGGACGGAAGCAGGAUUUCCUACUGUAUCUCAACGCUGACUAUUGUACGGAGUGCCACAUGGCCGAAGACGAGACUGAGCUAUGGCAUAGAAGACUGGGCCACGUGUCGUAUGGUACUCUGAAUGCCAUGAUUAGUGACGUAAGGAUCAAGGGCGCAACGAUGAAGACGAACGUUGCGUGUGACGUAUGCGCAACGUCAAAGCAAGUGCGCAAGUCAUUCAAGACAAGUGAAGAAGACGCUGAAACCAGGGAGAGUUCGCGUUCCGACGUGGUGGUGUGCUCCGGCGUUCUCGGACCUAUCACGCCAGCGUCCAAGUCUGGUUUCAGUUACGCCGUAACCUUCAUCAUGAUGAAGAGCAGGUAUGUAACGGUCUAUCCGUUGCGAAAGAAGAGCGACGUUGCGAGUGCGUUCAAGCGGUUUUACCAAGAUAUCAAGACAGCAUCUGGAACGAAGAUAAAAGUGUUGCGAAGUGACAACGGCGGCGAAUACCGGAACGAAACGAUGAACAACUUUUGCAAGGCAAAGUUCAUCAAGCAAGAGUUCACGGUUCCGUACAACCCAGAGCAGAAAGGGAUGGCGGAGCGGAUGAACCGCACGCUGGUGGAGAUGACACGCUGUAUGCUCAACGAAAGCGGCCUCGACAAGUCGUACUGGUGCGAGGCACUGAUGACAGCGGCAGACAUCAGAAACAUUCUGCCGAACGCGUCGAACAAGAACUUAAGCCCACACGAGAUGGUGUUCAAGAAGGUUCCGCGCAUCGAUCACAUGCGCGUGUUUGGUGCGCAAUGCUAUGCACAUGUGGCGAAGGAGAAGAGGAAGAAGCUGGAUGACUCAGGCGUGCGAUGUUUCUUUCUCGGCUGUGCGAAGGACCAAAAGGCGUAUCGGCUUCUUAGUGCGGACGAUGGCUCAAUCGUGAUUUCAAGAAGCGUCAUGUUCGCUGAGCAUUCUGUCUCGAAAUUAUCGUUAAGCAGAGACACGCGGGUCUUCUAUGUCAUUGAAGAAGAGGAAAGUGUGGAGGCGUCGCUACCCGAUGAUGAAGACAUACCAGCGCCGGUGACCGAAGAAGAGCUACGCACCCCACCACUUCGAGCGCAGAACAGCUCUCAUCACGGACCAAGUGAUCGACCAAGAGACACCAUUCCUACGCGCGCAUCCAGCACACCCGGAAGAAAUGGAGAAGAAGAGUGGGUGGUGCGACCGGUUCGGAAAAAGCGCGGCGUGGUUCGCUACGAACAAGAAUUUCCAAGCCAUCGUCGCGGUCACUUCAAUUUGGACGACUACGAAGGUGAUUUCGACUCUUUCUACUGUUUCUCGGCUGAAGAAGAUGGGGAACAAGCGUCCAGCUAUCAAGAAGUAAUGAAGAGCAGCUACAAGGAGCAGUGGCUACAGGCAAUGAAGAGCGAGAUGAAGUCGCUUGAAGAACACAGCACAUGGAAGCUAGUGGACAUGCCACCGGGCAAGAAGGCCGUAGGCUGCAAGUGGGUCUUCAAGAUUAAACGCGAUCCAAGUGGCGAGAUCAUCAAGUUCAAGGCACGCUUGGUUGCGAAAGGGUUCACGCAGCGUCCUGGCAUCGACUGCAACGAGACCUUUGCACCAGUGGCGCGCAAGGAAUCUAUCAACACAGUGUUGGCGAUCGCUGCAGCUGAAGACCUGGAAGCAGAAAACGUUGAUGUCGACACAGCGUUUCUCGACGGCGAAGUGGAAGAGGAGAUCUACAUGGACCAACCUGACGGUUUUGAAGAUGAAGGAAGCCCGAAAAAGAAGUGUUUGCUGCAGAAGGUGCUAUACGGGAAGAAGCAAGCGGCGCGGCAGUGGAACAACAAGUUGAGUCAGCACUUGGAUGAUCAAGGGUUCAAGAGCAGUGCAGCGGACCCGUACUUCAGCAUUAAAGAUCUUGGAGAUCUCAAGUACUGCCUCGGGAUCGAGAUUCAUCGCAAGCGCGAAGAUGGAACGAUCAAGAUGAACCAGAAGGCGUACAUCAAGCGAUUUUCGGAGAAGUUUGGCGUUGAAAACUGCAAGGACGUGCAUACGCCGGCGGACAGAAACUCGAAGCUGAUCAAGAUGGGUCAAGAGGAAGCGUUUGUACCAAAGUACCCAUACCGUGAGCUGGGCUACGACAAGUCGCAUUGGACAGCAGCAAAGCGGAUUCUCAAGUAUCUCAAGACGACGCAAGACUUAAGCAUCGUGUUAAGCGGCAUCAACAAGGGAGAGCUGAUUGGACUCGCGGAUGCCAGCUGGGCUGGCGACCUCGACACGCGGCGUUCGACAACAGGAUACGAUUUCUUCCUGAACGGAAGCGUGAUAUCGUGGAAUUCGAAGCGUCAACCAACGGUCGCGACCUCACGUACUGAAGCAGAGUACAUGAGUCUGUACAGCGCGACACAGGAAGCAGUUUGGCUUCAAGGUCUGCUCAAGGACCUGAACUACUGUGCCAAGAACACGACGACGAUUUUUCAAGACAAUCAAGGUUGCAUCGCGUUGACCAAGAAUCCUGUGUACCACUCGCGCACGAAGCACAUCGACAUCAAAUUUCACUUUUUGCAUGAAAAGGUUGCAAGUGCAGUGAUCGCGCUAGAGUUCAAGCCAACAGAAGAAAUGGUCGCGGAUAGAUUCACCAAGGCACUUCCAAGAGAUAAGCACAGCAAGUUCAUCACGGGUCUGUGUAUGGCGGUGUAG
Messenger RNA from Peronospora matthiolae, 3678 nucleotides. Lineage: Eukaryota; Oomycota; Peronosporomycetes; Peronosporales; Peronosporaceae. The record is from the annotation of a GenBank genome assembly.